AUGAGAUUAAUAAUCGUUCCCGAUGACCGAUGCCAAGCCUUCCCCAUACCCACAUCGACUCGAACUUCAUCCCGCAAUCUCGUCCCGUCUCUCUUCCCCCAGACUCAGUCCCAGAGCAGAAACACUCCACUAUCCCCUCUCACCUCGUCCCUCAUCCUAUCGAACGAUGACCCGCGUCUGGAUCUUGGGGUACCCGCGCCCAACAUGAUCCCUCCCGAAUCUGACGAUUCCCUUUUGGCCUUCUCCGCCGGCAUGGGGCAUGCCCUGGGGCCAGACGAUGCUCCUCCCCCCGAAGACAUUGACAGCCAGAGUCGGGCCAGCUCGCGAGGUCCCGACAGCCUGCAUCCGAUGGGCGACGCACCCGAGACCGGCGGACAGGGCCGUCCGCGAGAGGAGGAGGAAGGGACAGAGCAGAAGACCGAGAAACCUGCCUGGAGUGAACUGAAGACGAAAGCCGGCAAGGAACGAAAACGUCUACCGUUGGCGUGUAUCGCGUGUAGAAGGAAGAAAAUCCGCUGCUCUGGCGAGAAGCCCGCGUGCAAGCAUUGCUCGCGCUCUCGGAUCCCGUGCGUGUACAAGGUCACCACGAGGAAAGCAGCCCCGCGAACGGACUACAUGGCCAUGCUGGACAAACGGUUGAAGAGAAUGGAGGAUCGGGUGAUCAAGACCAUUCCCAAGGGAGAGGCCAGGGAUAUGGCGGCGAUUGGGCGGUCGGUGGUGCGGCCUCCUCAGCCCGGAGAGACUUCUAAGACUCAGAAAAAACGGUCGGCCGAGGAAGCGUUUGCUGCAGAGAUGGACGAGUGGACUCGCGGGGACCGUCAAGCACCGCAGGAUACUUUUCCCAUGCACCGUGAUGGUAAACCAGGGGAGGGGGUAUCCAGUCUGUUGACGGAGGGUGCGGAUUUUCUACCCUCGUUGGAGAUCCAGGAACAUCUGGCGGAGGUCUUCUUCGAUUGUGUCUACGGACAAUCGUACCUCCUUCUUCAUAAACCCAGCUUUAUGCGACGGUUAAAAGCCAGGACGGUUCCGCCGGUGUUGAUCCUGGCCGUCUGUGCCGUGUCGGCUCGAUUCUCGACACAUCCGCAGAUCAACUCGGACCCUCCUUUCUUGCGCGGAGAGAACUGGGCCAAUCCGGCAGCCACUAUUGCGAUGGAUCGGCACGAUGAACCAAAUAUUACUAUUUUGACCGUCUUUCUGCUCCUGGGUCUACAUGAAUUCGGGACGUGUCAUGGAGGGCGGAGUUGGUCGUUCGGGGGCCAAGCGCUACGGAUGGCGUACGCUUUGCAACUGCAUAGGGAGCUCGACCAUGAUCCUUUGCUAAGUCAGAGCCAAGACAGCGGAUCGCAGCAGCUCAGCUUCACCGAUCGCGAGAUCAGGAGGCGGACUAUGUGGGCAUGCUUUCUGAUGGAUCGAUAUAACUCGUCCGGGAGCCAAAGACCGCCCAUUGGGAAUGAAAAGUUCCUGCACAUACAACUCCCAACGAAGGAGCCGAACUUCCAAAUGGAAAUCCCCGGACCUACGGAAGAUCUGGAUGGGAACGUUCCCAACCCGGUUCCCGAGGAUGUUGGGCAGUUGUCCAAUGCCAAAGACAACAUGGGCGUAUCGGCUUAUAUCAUUCGCGCCGUAGUAAUAUGGGGCCGCAUCGUUGACUACCUCAAUCUGGGAGGGAAGAGAAAGGAUCCGCAUCCACUGUGGUCGCCCGAGUCUGGAUACAUGCACCUCAAGCGGCAGAUCGAGGAAUUUUCCGCGAGUCUCCCAAGUCACCUGGCCUUCACGUAUGAGAACCUUCAGGUCCACGCAGCCGAUAGAACUGCGAACCAGUUUCUCUUCCUCCAUAUUGUCAUUCAUCAAAACAUGCUUUUCUUAAACCAGUUUGCGAUCCCAUUGGCGCCGGGCGGGCGGCCCCCACGGGACAUGCCAAAGGCUUUUCUGAGCAAUGCCGGGCGAGCAGCCGUUGAGGCAGCCCAUCACAUCUCUGUGUUGAUCGACCGGGCCUCUGCCUAUCCUCUGACUGUCCCGUUUGCCGGAUAUUGCGCUUAUUCGGCCAGUACGGUCCACAUCUGGGGCAUCUUCUCCAAAAAUGCACAGCUGGAGGCUCGGUCGAAGGAGAACUUACGCCAUGCGUAUCGGUAUCUAAACAAGAUGAAGAAAUAUUGGGGCAUGUUCCACUAUAUGGUCGAGAGUGCCAAGGAUCGCUAUCGACAGUUCGCCGAUGCCGCCAUCAAGGGCUCGGUACCCACGCAGAACGGCGGCCAAACCACCCCGAUGUUCCAGUACGGCGAUUGGUUCGACAAAUAUCCCCAUGGUGUAUCGAGGCUACACUGGGAGGAUCCGGACUCCCAGCGCAGUGAGACGAACGACGACGCGGUGAUGAGCCAAAAGCCCGAUCUCCAGAGCGUCGAAGCCUUCUUCGCCAGCCUCUCCCCUUCGCCGCAGGCCACUACGACACGGCGAUCACGUUCCAGGAAGAGCAGCCGGGUCGAUACCGUCCCGAGCCUGGACCAGCCGACGCCCUCGCAGUCCAUGAUAGAUAUGAAUUUGGAAGCCACUCCAGGCAUGCUGGACACAUCCAGGACUGGAUUCCCUCAACCCGCCAUAUUCAACCAGGAACAACUCUUCGGACAAUCCCCCUUCGACUUCUCCAUGCCAACCGACCAACUGCCCCAGUUAGACCGACAGUUCGUCUACGACUCCUUUUCCGGCUUCGAUCCCCCGACCACAUCAUUCGUUUCCCCCGACCACCCAGCCAUGCCAUCCAUGAACAACACCAAACCACAACCACCACCUCCGCCGCCUCCCCCUCCGCCACCACCGCAAGACCACCCCGCCAUUUUCACAGGCCAGCUAGACCCCAGCGCUCCCUCCGGGACAGGCGAAUUCUACCAGCCAAGCGCCUGGUUCCUACCCUUCAACCUGGACCCCGUCAGCACCGGCGUGAACCUCGAUGCGACGACAGGACCCGGCAGUGGUGCCGGCGCAGCCCCGGACAUGAGCUUUGGCGCAGGACACCUCGCUCUCGGGGGAUAUGAUUUAGGAAUGGCGGGAGUAACUCACCGUACGAACGAGUAG
This is a messenger RNA of Aspergillus tanneri, 3069 nucleotides long. RefSeq names its product putative C6 transcription factor. Lineage: Eukaryota; Fungi; Ascomycota; Eurotiomycetes; Eurotiales; Aspergillaceae. Gene Ontology annotation, biological process: DNA-templated transcription; regulation of DNA-templated transcription. Gene Ontology annotation, cellular component: nucleus. The record is from RefSeq and is a predicted model, not a curated record. The transcript has a single exon. Gene Ontology annotation, molecular function: DNA-binding transcription factor activity, RNA polymerase II-specific; DNA binding; zinc ion binding. Bases 1 to 3069 code for a protein of 1022 amino acids.